ACUGACAGGUCCAGCCAAGUCCGAAUCUUGCACAAUGAACUGCUGAUCGGCAAAACAUGUGGAACUCAUUUUGUUUGCUCAUGGUAUUUCACACGAUAAGACGCUUUCUGAAAGCUGUUUAAAUGCAGUUAAGUGCAGUGCUUUUAGGCCUCCUGUGUCCAUGAUGUAGAAGGGCACUGACAAGCAGGCCCUUAUCCGUCCAUUCCGUCCGUCAUCUGAUAAUAUGCCGAGCAUGCAGGAGAAGAGGAGAAGGAGCCCACCAGAUCCAGAUCAAGAGCCCAAGGAUCUGUGUCGACUCCUUAGUCUGAUCUCCACUCCAGCCAGCAAACAACAGCUUCCGUCCUUAAGCUAUGAGUCUUGUGACCCUGGUUCUGGGGGAGACAAGUGGCCACGCCCACAGCCUAAGUCAGGGUCUCAUCAGCACCAGUCUACUGAGGCAGUGGCACUGGAGACAUUCAGUCAGCGAUAUCAGAAUGAGCGCCACUUCAGUCACCACUCACAACAUGCAAAGUUUACAGAGAUCUUCUCAUCUCUCACCAAACACAGGCUGUGUUGUAGUGAGUGGACGAUUCGAGCUCCUCCUGAAAAUGUUCUCCGUGUUUUGAUCUGUGUCCGGAUCCUGAUGCGGGACUCCACAUAUCAGAAACAGUUUUUUCAGCUAGGAGGCGUCAAGCACUUGUCGGAGCAUUUCAAGAAGGCAACUGACAGCUACCUGAGGUUUGGUGAUGAACCCUUUCUGCUGGAGAUACUAAAGGAGAUGACAAAUAUAUUCCAGAAGUUGUCAGCAGUGACAGAACAGAGGGAGUGGCUGGUGGCUUGUGAAGCCCAUCAGACCCUGGUUCUCCUGCUGGCUGCUAGCGAUGUGUUCGUUCUCCAUUCCUCUUUGUAUGCUCUCAUCGGACUUGCUCAGAGCCCGAAGCCAAGGCAGUUGAUUGGUGAACUCAGCUACUGUAUAGAGAUACUUCUACGCUUCAUACAGGAGUACGAUACUUUGUCAAAAAAACUGGCCGCUAGUCUAUUACGGUAUCUGUGUGCUGAUGCUCAAAGUAGGGACCUGGUCAGGUUGUACGACGGGGUGCCCAUCCUGCUCAGCCAGCUACACUCGGACAACGUGAACCUGUUAUGGCAUGUGGUGUGGUGUAUUGUCCAGCUGUGCUCGGACACGGACACCAGCAGCGACAUCCGACAGCUGGGCGGGAUCCCUCUGCUCCUCUCUUUGCUACAUGACCGUACGUUUGUGACGGAGAGAUCAGAGGCUAGUGAUGGUGCAAUGGCAAGUGCUGGAAUACAUGGCAGAACUCCAGCCAUCUUAGAUGCCGAGGGUAUGGAGGAUUAUGGCCGGGCGAAGCGUGGUAAGACCAAGCAAGAGGAAAUCAUGUACAGGCAGUAUGACCUCAAAUCAGCAUGCUGUGCAGCGUUGACGGAGCUGGUCCUGAAUGAUACCAACGCUCAACAGAUUGUACAGGCUAAUGGCGUCUACUCCCUUGGCCUGCUCAUCCUGCCCCAUGAAGCCGGACACAAGGAAUCCAAGACGGUCGAAAAAUUACAGAGAAAUGCAUUCCGAGCUCUGAGGUUCCUGUUCAGUAUGGAGAGGAAUCGUCGUCUGUUCAAGUGUCUGUUCCCGCCGAAACUGUACGAGAUAUUUAUUGAUGUUGGACAUUACAACAAGGAUCUCUCAGCCUACAAGAAACUUGUACACAAGAUGAACAGUUUGCCAAAAGAUCAGAUAGAAGAGAUCCGAGAAAACAUCUGCGAUACAAAUCAGGAGCGAUCAGCCUCCAAAUAUAUCGGUGACUACGCAGUAUUUGAGUUGUUGGGGAGCGGAGCUUUUGGGUCGGUGUUCAAGGUCAAGAAGAGGUCUGCCGGACAGACCUUCCUGGCUUUGAAGGAGCUAAAUCUGCAGCACUCGGCGUUCGGGAAGAAUGCGAAGGAGAAGGAACAGAGUGUUGGGGAGAUCCAGAACGAGCUGAACAUCAUCCGACAAGAGCUCCGCCACCCAAACAUCGUCAGAUACUGCAAGACCUUCGUGGAGUGUGAUCGACUUUACAUUGUCAUGGAGCUGAUAGAGGGCGCUCCACUCGGGGAACAUUUCAACUCACUCAAGGAGAAAAAGGAAAAGUUUCAGGAAACCAGGAUUUGGAAUAUAUUUAUGCAGAUGGUGCUGGCAUUGAGAUAUCUGCACAAGGAGAAGGGAAUCGUCCAUCGAGACCUCACCCCCAACAACAUCAUGCUCGGGGAGAAUGACAAGGUCACCUUCACUGACUUUGGGUUAGCCAAACAGAAGAGAAGUGACUGCAGCAAGAUGACAUCAGUUGUGGGGACAAUACUAUAUUCAUGCCCGGAGAUAGUUCAGAACCAGCCGUACGGGGAGAAGGCGGACAUGUGGGCCCUGGGAUGUAUCUUGUACCAGAUGUGUACACUCAACCCACCUUUCUUCAGCAACAACAUGCUCACCCUCGCCACAAAGAUCGUGGAGGCGGACUAUACACCCAUUCCAGAGGAAGACUACUCAGAGAGGCUGAGGUCUACCAUCAGGAGCUGUAUCACCGCGUGCCCCGAGUCGCGGCCGGACAUCCUGCAGCUAAGUGGGCAACUCGUGGACAUCCUCCUGGUCAACAUGGACACCCUGAGGAUUCAGCAGGCAAGUCUGGAGAGGAAGCUCGACAGAGAGAGGAAGAGAACACAGAAGCAUUUCUUCGAGGCCAAUAGGAACAUGCAGAACUAUCACAAGCUAUUCCUUGCAUCACAAGAGAGAUAUGACAAGCUGGCUAACCUGUCUGCUAGUGGAGGUGCUGCAGGGUUUAAGGACUCUGAGAGCAGUGAUGGUGUGUUCCUGGAUGGGAUGGAGUCUCGAAAGGAGAAAGUGAGCUCCUCAUCUUCCAGCACUGACCACCAGGACACAGAGCAGGAGACGGUGGAGCAAGGUUGGACGAGUGAUGAUGAGAGCUGCCCCAGUAGUGGCAGUGAGAGUCGAGAGAGCAGCGCAGGCAGCACACGGUCACGGGGGCGUGUCAACUCCCGUAAAACCUCAUCUGUGCCACAACCACCUACCCCCAGCACACCCAAACUUUUCCGAGAUGCACGACGCAGGGCAGCAAAACGAGAUCCAUUCUCAUUGCUUACUCUUGAAAUUCCAAACCAAUCCAAGGCAAGUCGCGAUUCUGGUCUCAGUUCCGGAGACCCAUCCCCCAAUAACAGCCACUCCUCUAUCACUGCCCCAAUUGAGCACUCCCUUGUAGGAAGGGGAGAUAACAAGCCUAACUUCCGACGAUCUCAGAGCUCUAAUGAUACUGUGUUAGCUCAUGCUUCUCGUAAGCUCGAAACCCGGUCUCGAAGUGCUGCCACUCUGGCAAUAUCUCCGAACCGCCUGCGAGAAAUCAGUGACCCCAUUAUACAGAUGCUGCACCAGCUUCAUAAGAUCAUCUAUGUCACUCAGAUGCCUCCCACAUUGUGUCCCAACAGCAAGAGGAGAAUGAUUGAACAGUUCAAGCGAGCACUCUUUUCUCCAAACAGCACUUCCAUGAAUCUCAAGAAUGAGCUCAGGAAGCUGUUGCAGGGGUCACGUGAUGUUAUAGACUUGAAUCUGGGCGUGCCGGACACCCCCAGAAAGCAGACAUUCUCCUUGGCCGAUCAGGAGAUGUUCUCCUUCAGCACAGAGAAGCUGGCGGCUCGGAGCUACAAUCCAGACUUUCGUGAUGUUGGAAUUACCUACGAACAGAUGCAAAAUAUGAUAGAUGAUACGCUUGUGGAUUGUGGGUACUACAGUGUGUCAGCAAGGCAACGGCAGAAGACCCCACCUCUUACAUCUGUCCAUGAUGUUUUCCGAAGCAGAAUGGACUCAUUUGGGUCAUGAAAUGGCACUCGGUGUCUAAUCCAGUGGGCUGCAAUCUGUUGAUGCUGAAAAAAUUCUUUAUUCUUUGUUUUUAUGCUUGGUUUAUUACUUUGUAAUAUAAUUACUCAAAGUAUUGUUAAGUGCUUUCAAACAGGGAUGUUGAACAGAUGAUCUAAAAUAUGAUGAGCAUGAUAUGAUAAAAAUAAAAGAAUUGGUUCUCAGGCAAUGACUUUUGAAAAUAUAGUGUGGGUGGGCGGUAUUUUUUGUUUUUUUUCUUUGCUUGUUCAAACCAAGUAAACAGUUGUGUACCAUCAAC
Messenger RNA from Haliotis rufescens (red abalone), 4148 nucleotides. Its product is annotated as serine/threonine-protein kinase Nek10-like. The record is from RefSeq and is a predicted model, not a curated record. Gene Ontology annotation, molecular function: ATP binding; protein binding; protein serine/threonine kinase activity. The transcript has 33 exons. Lineage: Eukaryota; Metazoa; Mollusca; Gastropoda; Lepetellida; Haliotidae. Bases 224 to 3853 code for a protein of 1209 amino acids. Gene Ontology annotation, biological process: protein phosphorylation.